AUGUGGAUCUGGUUGCUACCAUCAUUGCUACCGGUCAUUCCCGCUCUGUUAACUAGUGGAUUCAACAUAUCCGAGCCUACGUCGACUGAAUCACCGCUGACGGACGCUGCCGUCACUGUAAUUACCCAAUUCUUCGAAGCGAACUCUAACCAACUCUACAUACGGCGUCGUGCCAACGAUCCACGAAGUGCAUUCCUUCAGCGUGACAUUAUCAACCAGAUACUGCUUCAGAUUCAGUCCCGUAUCGCCGUGCAGGUGGAAACCAACCUGACAGAGCUGCCAGAUCAACCCAGAGCUCAUAAUGUAUUCCUGGUAGAUGACUACGAAGCCUUCAAGCUGAUAAGCAAUGGAAUGAAGGUUCGAACGUACGAUUAUACCGGAUGGUUUCUGGUGAUCGUUAGUGACACCUCCGGGAAUAGUUACCACACGGUGCAGGAGAUCAUGGAUGACCUUUGGUCGCACUACAUCGUAAAUGUAGGCGUUCUCAUGAUGUACGACGAUUCACCCGAUAAGGCGUAUUACUACACGUAUUUUCCAUUCGGACACGGAUACUGCGAGGAUGUUCGUCCAUGGCUGUGGAAGGUGUUCGUCAAUGGACAGAGCACAAGUCCCGCUAAAGAACUGUUUCCGGCUAAACUAAUGAACCUGCAUGGAUGCCCGUUGAAAUUAGCGACGUUUGAUAUCCCACCUUUCAUGAUGCUACGAUAUGGAGCCGACGGGAGAUUGCAGCAACUGGACGGAUUGGAUGGGAUUGUAACUCGUGUUCUCAGUCAGCGGCUGAACUUCACUUUGGAUGUAACCAUUGUGGAUCCUCCUGAGUGGGGGAUCACUGCCAAGCUGGGUCACUGCACCGGGACGUCCAGAUACGUUCGAGAUCGUAUUGUGAACUUCACCAUCGGAUACUGGUCGGUAACCCUCGGUAGGAACCGUUUCAUGGCGAGUACCUUUCCCUACUAUACGUCUCUUAUGAGUAUCAUUGCGCCGCCUGGUGAGCCGUACACCUCACUAGACCAACUGCGACUACCCUUUGAGUACAUUAUUUGGUGCUGUGUCGUCACAAUCCUUGUAAUCGCCGUAGCAGUGAUCGUGAUCAUCCACUUCCAAAUGCCAACAGUGCAAAACUUUGUGUUUGGACAAGCAAUAACCACCCCUACUCUGAACACCUUCAACAUCUUUUUUGGAGGAGCUCUCUCACGCUUACCAGCUCGCAACUUCUCCCGAACUAUGCUGGCCUUCUGGCUGCUCUACGGUAUUAUCAUUCGCACCUCAUACACCGCUGCAUUGUUUAAGUUUCUUCAACUGCAACCGAACAAAACCGUACCUCAAUUUAUCCCCCAGUAUAUCGCUGCUGACUAUCAGGUCCGAAUGGGACGUAACUACAGCUACGUAUUCGAAGCAUUCCCCGAAGUGUUUCCUUACCUUAAGCAGACAACUCUACAGGAGUUCAUCUACAACGAAGUCGAAGAGCUGCAGCAUCCGAACACACGCUAUGUGGUACUCGCACCAAUUGAAACGAUCUCCUAUCUGAAUCGUAUUUUGACAAAGCGCGGACAGAUACUGCGUGUCACCAGCGAUCGAGUGUAUCUCUCCAAGCUGGCGAUCUAUACGCAACGGUCCGCUCCGAUACUGCAUCCAUUCAACCAUUUGCUAGGACAUCUGUACGCAGCCGGACUGAUCGAUCAGUGGGCAUCGAAGUAUCACCAACCGGUGUUUCUCCGGGAGCCAACGGCACUGGAUGGACCAAGGAAACUUUCGGUCGCCCAGGUACUGGGAUGCUUCCAGCUGCUGGCGGUAGGACUGAUCGUUAGUUUGCUAGUGUUCGGUAUGGAGUGUGCUGUGGGGUACAGAGAACGGAGAGCGAGAAGAAGGAAACGGCAAGGUAGCGACUGCACAAAACGUGAACGAUCCUUCCCGUCGUGUAUGGAAAGCAAGACCUACGGUGAACCGAAGGUCCAGAUCCAGACACUAAGCAUUAAGUGUGGUCCUGGUAAGGUUAUUCGCAUGAGAAACCCUCUGAAGACUACAUCCUAUAAAAACGAAUCCGUGCUACAUGAUUCACAACAGAUUUCAGAAUCGGUCAUGCGAACAAGUGUGCCCUUGAUUUUUUCGCUGUUCGCAGUAUCGUUAGGAAUGCGAAACCUGUUAACCGGGUCGGAAUCACGAGCCCUUGAAAACAUUACCGUCACCAUUCUGCUGCAAGCUUUCCAGGAUCCCUUCGAAUCGGCAUUGAUUACGCAAAGAGCAGUUUCCGCACACAACGAAGAACUACAAGCGGAUUUGGUGAAUGACGUGAUCAAGCAGUUGAACGACUCUGUCACGGUACGACUGGACGAUGUUUCUAGUGAAGCCUUCCAGAGAUCUUGGACCAGGAACGCAUUCUUUGUUGAUAGUUAUGAGGCGUUCGAAGAACUGUAUCAAGAGUUCUCGAUAGAAAAGUACGAUUCUUCUGGGAAAUUUUUGAUUGUGUUUAGCGGCCAGGUGAACGAUUUAGUUGCAUUAGCAGUAUUCAAAGAUUUGUGGAGACUACAGAUUAUUAAUGUGGUGUUGGUCGGUAAUACUGAUCGUGUUACUAGGUUAUGGUCGUAUGAUCCGUAUCGGCAGGGAAGCUGCGGGGUAGUGAAUUUAAUCUCAGUAGAUGCAGCGGUUCACAUUGACGAUUAUUAUUCGGAUAAGAUAAGAACUUUCCAUGGAUGUACCUUUAAAGUUGGAUCAUUUGAAACCAGACCCUACACGAUUAUGGAUCGUUCGGAUAAGCUUAACCUACGAAUGAGUGGAUUCGAAGGCGACUUGUUAGACGUGUUGAAGGAGACACUCAAUUUCAAGGUGAAGAUCAUAGAACCACCAAACGGUGAACAGUGGGGUUACGCGUUAAAGCACAACAGUACCGGUAUCAUGCGAAUGAUUCAGGAAGAAGAGGUAGAUUUCGGGAUCUCUUGUCUAGGGAUAUCCGUUGCUAGAAAUGAGAUUUUGAAACCGGGAAUUGUGCACUACACCACUUCUCUGGUUCUGGCCGUACCUGGAGGACGUCCCUAUACUGCCUUUGAAAAGUUGUUCCAACCAUUCAAAGUACAAGUUUGGUUUCUGACAGGGCUUGCUGUCGUGUUAGCGAUGAUCGUAAUAACGUUUGUUGAGUCUAGGAACCGGUCAAUUAGAUAUUUUGUCUACGGGAAUAAAAUUCGGACACCCUAUUUGAACCUCGUUCAGGUAUUUUUCGGCAUAUCUAUGCACCUUACCCCGGCGAGAAAUUUCGCAAAAACUCUUCUCUUCUUGUGGAUCUACCUUUCCAUCAUACUGCGAAGUCUUUACCAGGGAGCAAUGUUCAACUAUCUACAGCAAGAAUCAAAAUGGCCUCCAUCGCAAACUCUAGCUGAAAUCGACCAAACCGAAGCCUUCUACUACGUUGUUGAGUCUGGAGAGCGCUACUAUGAAGCUUUUCCUAAUCGAUACCGGAGAGUACGUCACCUACCACAAGAACGGAACAACAUUAUCAAGCACCUGAAAUGGAUGAUGCACAAUCCUCAGUCCCGAGACGUUACGAUGGGUGCACUGGAUCACAUGGCCCACCACAACUUCCUGUACCGUCGGUAUGGCGGUUUCCUGCCCAUUUGCCGAGAGUUCAUCUCGACCUUUACGGUUGCGAUCUACUAUCCGAAAAAGUCGAUACUAACGAAGCGGUUCGAUGCACAGAUUCAACAAAUUCAGGCCGCCGGGCUGAUGAGCUACUGGAUAACUCGGUACGGGGACUAUGACUUCUUCCGGCGAACGAAGAAGGGUUCCGAGCUGAAGCGGUUAAGUAACGAGCACCUGUUUGUGGCGUAUAAAAUGGGCGGGAUCAUGUUGACUGUGAGUGGCUUCGUUUUCGGCUUGGAACUGGUUUCAGGAAAAAUUAGAGGUCUUCGGAUGGUGCUGGAUAGAUUCAGCGGUAUGGGGGAUUCUAGAGAGUGAUAUUCUGUAGGUGCUAUUUUUAAACUGGAUUGGGAACUGUCAAGUUUCCUGCUUCCAGAGGAUGUUAUUGCGGAGCUCAAGUUGAUCAAAAUAAA
This is a messenger RNA of Topomyia yanbarensis, 4040 nucleotides long. RefSeq lists its product as uncharacterized. Gene Ontology annotation, molecular function: glutamate-gated receptor activity. The record is from RefSeq and is a predicted model, not a curated record. Bases 1 to 3945 code for a protein of 1314 amino acids. Gene Ontology annotation, cellular component: membrane. NCBI's taxonomy places the organism in Eukaryota, Metazoa, Arthropoda, Insecta, Diptera, Culicidae. The transcript has 5 exons.